GCGCUCUUUCUCUCUGUACUUUACUCCAAUACUGCAGUCGGAGUUUUAUCUUUCCCUUUACGGAACAGAGAGAACGGGUCACUGCCGGAACAGAACGGAACCGAACUGGACCGCGCGAGUCCGACUGUGAAGCCUUAGUGUUUGUGAAGAUGGAGGUCCGGUUCCUCCCGGUGUUCAUUUUUGUGCUGCUGCAGUCGGUAACGGAAGGAGCUCGAGCUAAAACAGAUGAUCUGUUGGUGAUCACCGCUGCCACUGAUGAAACAGAUGGCUUUAGGAGAUUCAUGAGAACGGCACGAGAAUUCAACUACACUGUGAAGGUGCUGGGUCUGGGUGAAGAAUGGAGAGGAGGUGAUGUUGCUAAAACUGUUGGAGGAGGACAGAAGGUUCGCUGGCUGAAGAAGGAAAUGCAGAAAUAUAAAGAUAAACAGGACAUGGUCAUCCUCUUCGUGGACAGUUAUGAUGUCAUCCUGGCGACUGGUCCUGACGAGCUGCUGAUGAAGUUUUCUCGCUUUAACCAUCGUGUUGUUUUCUCUGCUGAGGGAUUCUGCUGGCCCGAUCAGCGCCUUGCUUCCAAAUAUCCUGCAGUACACACCGGCAAACGCUACCUGAACUCCGGAGGUUUUAUUGGAUAUGCUCCAGAGAUGUACGCUAUAGUUCAGCAGUGGAAACACAAAGAUAACGAUGAUGACCAGCUCUACUACACACGCAUCUACCUGGACAAGGAGCAGAGGACGAAGUUUAACAUAACGUUGGAUCAUAAAUCACGGAUAUUCCAGAAUCUUAAUGGUGCCAUUGAGGAAGUUGUUUUGAAGUUUGAGAAAUCUCGAGUUAGAGCUCGAAAUGUCGCUUACGACACCCUUCCUGUUGUUAUCCAUGGCAACGGCCCAACUAAGCUGCAGUUGAACUAUCUGGGUAAUUACGUGCCGACAGCGUGGACGUAUGAGCGAGGAUGUGGUGUGUGUGAUGACGACCUUCUGUACUUCAAUGACGUACCCGAUGAAGAGAUGCCACAGGUUCUCAUUGCUGUGUUUAUCGAACAGCCAACACCAUUUAUUGAGGAAUUUCUGGAGCGACUGACAACAAUAAACUACCCACACACACGCCUGAGACUGUUCCUGCACAACAAUGUGGUGUAUCAUGAGCAGCAUGUGCAGCGGUUCUGGAAUCGGCAUCGUUCUCUGUUCCCUAAUGCUCGUAUUGUUGGGCCUGAAGAGAACCUAAAACACGACCAGGCCAGAACCAUGGCAGUGGAGGUGUGCAAGAGCGAUCCUGCCUGUGAUUACUACUUCAGCAUUGACAGUGAUGUGGCUUUGAUCAACCCAGACAUUCUGCGCAUCCUCAUCGAAGAGAACAAGCCUGUUAUUGCCCCGAUGCUGUCUCGUCACGGUAAACUCUGGUCUAAUUUUUGGGGAGCUCUGAGUCCUGAAGGUUUUUAUUCUCGCUCUGAAGAUUACAUCGAUAUCGUACAGGGAAAAAGAGUUGGAGUGUGGAAUGUUCCGUAUAUAACUCAGGUUUAUUUGAUACGUGGUGAAGUUCUCCGUACUCGUCUUUUCCACGUAUCUCUCUACCAGGAGGAUGGUUUGGACCCAGAUAUGGUGUUCUGCAGAGCAGUUCGGGACCAGGGUGUGUUUAUGUUCCUGUCCAAUAGGGAUGAGUUCGGCCGACUGAUCUCAACCAACAACUACAACGUCAGCAGGCUGCAUCCAGACAUGUGGCAGAUAUUUGACAACCCCAUGGAUUGGAGGGAGAAGUAUGUCCAUAAGGAUUACUCUCAGAUCUUUGAGGAUGGCGUGGAUGUGGUGGAACAGCCGUGUCCAGAUGUUUACUGGUUUCCUGCAUUUUCAGACAAAAUGUGUGACGAUCUGGUGGAGACCAUGGAGCACUUCGGCCAGUGGUCCGGGGGCAAACAUAAUGAUGAGCGGUUAUCAGGUGGAUAUGAAAAUGUUCCCACUGUCGAUAUUCACAUGAAUCAGAUUCAGUUUGAGAAAGAGUGGCUCAAAUUCCUGAUGGAUUACAUCGCUCCUGUAACUGAGAAACUUUACCCAGGAUAUUAUGCAAAGGCUAAAGCUGUGAUGAACUUUGUGGUUCGUUAUCGUCCUGAUGAACAACCUUCACUCCGCCCACAUCACGACUCAUCAACUUUCACCAUCAACAUUGCUCUGAACAGCAAGGGGAAAGACUACGAAGGAGGGGGCUGCAGGUUCCUGCGUUAUGACUGCAGAAUUGAAGCACCGAGAAAAGGCUGGUCUUUAAUGCACCCGGGACGUUUAACACACUACCACGAGGGUCUGCCUACAACCAAGGGCACUCGAUACAUCAUGGUGUCGUUUGUAGACCCCUAACACUGUGUGUGUGUGUGUGUGUGUGUGUGUGUGUGUGUGUGUGUGUUCACUGUGAUUAAACACUCUAUUAUUAAGUCAGAAGUGUCUGUUCUGGUAUAUUGAGGCUGUGUUUGUGUUUGCCUUGAAAACUCAGUGGCAAUAAUUUUUAUAAAACCUUAUAGUGAGUUCAAAAUUUUUAUUUUAAUGCAACAAUUUUACCUCUGGUGGCCUUUUUGUUUUAUUUUAUAUAAAGCCAAAUAAAGUUUUUAAACUUUUGAAUAGUUUUUUUUGUAAAACAUUUUCCUAUCAGCUUUGUAUAAACUGCUUUAAAUUAUUUGAUUAUGUACAUGAUAAAUAAAAGCUGAGUAAAGUGA
This is a messenger RNA of Ictalurus furcatus (blue catfish), 2695 nucleotides long. It is a transcript of the gene plod3, whose product is annotated as procollagen-lysine, 2-oxoglutarate 5-dioxygenase 3. Gene Ontology annotation, cellular component: endoplasmic reticulum. Lineage: Eukaryota; Metazoa; Chordata; Actinopteri; Siluriformes; Ictaluridae. Gene Ontology annotation, biological process: peptidyl-lysine hydroxylation. The record is from RefSeq and is a predicted model, not a curated record. Gene Ontology annotation, molecular function: procollagen-lysine 5-dioxygenase activity; procollagen glucosyltransferase activity; iron ion binding. The transcript is spliced from 18 exons. The coding region runs from base 150 to 2342 and encodes 730 amino acids.